Molecule: messenger RNA, 485 nt
Organism: Triticum dicoccoides
Lineage: Eukaryota; Viridiplantae; Streptophyta; Magnoliopsida; Poales; Poaceae
Exons: 2
Coding region: 4-432 (142 amino acids)
Source: RefSeq, a predicted model, not a curated record
GCGAUGGAUAAUUCCCCAAGUAAGCCAGAGCUCGGUGCUGCUACUACUGCCGUCGGCAAUCCAGAGGUUGUACUCCCUAAUGCCGCCAACGUUGAGGUUAACAGUGUGCCAGCGGUUGAUGAUCAAGAUCAACACCCAGACCCAGGAGACGUAUUGGCUUGGGCAUUAAGACAGGGUCAAAAUCAUGUGGACCCACUUAUGCAAAGGCUGGAAACUGUUGGAGCGCUGCUCGACAUAGAAAUGCAGAUUGUUCCACCAGUGCCCCACCAAGUGAUCUUGGCUGCACUGGACCAGCUUGCCAUGUUGCCUAUGCCUGCCGCCGAUCCUGCUCCUCCCGAAGCCUCACAAGAGAUCGAUAUAGAUACCCAGAGGGUGGAAGGUGAUGUGCCGCCACCCCCGGCAAGUCCCCGAGCCACAUAUAUAAGCUGCUGAUUGCAAUCGACUAUUUUACUUUCUGGGAAUAAUUAAAUAAAUAUCGGUUGCAU